Messenger RNA from Capsaspora owczarzaki ATCC 30864, 686 nucleotides. RefSeq lists its product as hypothetical. The record is from RefSeq and is a predicted model, not a curated record. Bases 136 to 585 code for a protein of 149 amino acids. NCBI's taxonomy places the organism in Eukaryota, Filasterea, Ministeriida, Capsasporidae. The transcript is spliced from 2 exons.
UAUUGAAUCAAAGACGCAGUGCCAAGUCGCUUUGAGCUAACAGCAAACAAACAAACGCCGAGCUUUUUCUUUUGUUGUUUUUGUUUUUGUUUCAGAGCGAAACACAACAACAACAUUCUUCCAAACUUGCCUUGAAUGAAGAACAAGUCAAGGUCAACCCCAACCGUGUCCCCAGUCGACGAUGCCGUGUGCAGGCUCGAACCCGACAAGGUGGCUGAGGUUUCGAUUGCUGCUCAAUGCCAGAGCGACGCAAAUCUGAGCUCCGAGUUUAAGGAGUUUAUCAGUCGCACCCUCGACCCCGAUCCCCGCGUGCGCAAGCAGAUGCUCAAGGAGAUGUGCCCAUGCCGCGUGAGAGCCGAUAUUGAUCUCAUGUGGGCGAGAAUCAUCGAACUGACCAGCGACGAGUCUGACAUUGUGCGCGAUCAGGCACUACACGCGUUGGGUGACGGAUCGCCCCGCGCAAUGGAGGCCACGGUCAUGGAGAUUGCCGAGCGACUGUACAACGACCCAUCCGAUGCCGUUCGCAGCAAGGCUCGCCGAAUGGUCAACGCGUAUCGACGGACUGGCAAGUGGAACGUUCUUUGAAUUUUCAUCAGGACGCAUGUCAGUGAUUUCGACGUAGUUGAUAUCUCAGAUCAACACUCUCACCUCCAAUGGUGCAAUAAACUAGCACAUUCAAGGCCAAA